AUGAAUCUCACCGCUCCUCAGCCGGCGCAGCCAGUCUCACCUGCGUCGUCGAGCGGCGCUUCUCAAAAGCGAAGCCUUGGGCACAAUGUUGUGUACCCUGAGUCGAAAAGGCCGAGUCUAAACCCAAGUCCUCUCACCCCAAACACCCCAAACUCAGUCAACUCGGACCUGCCUGCGUACCAACAGGCAUACGCUAGCUCAAGCCGCCAAUUGCCGCCACCUCAGGUAUCAGCACACAAUCAAGCACAGGCCUACCCGGCAUUCCAGGACUACAUAGCUUCUACCUAUCGCCAGACUGCACUGCCGUAUGGACCAAGUCGGCCUGCGCAGGCACCGUCAAACGUGAUUGAUCUAACAGAGUCGAAUGCUCCAACGCCAGACCCGUUUCCUGAACUCAACAAUGCUUUCCUGCCGGGAGCUCCUGAGCCUGUCGACGCUUUUGGGCAAGACUUUAUGCCUACUCACGAGCUUGCCCAGUUCUUGGUGGCUCCGACUCCAGCCGGCGCAGGCUAUGUUUAUCAGUCUACAAUUAUCCAACAGCCCGUAUUACCCGAGGCAGCAAACCGAGCUUACGAAGCGCCCGAAGUACCUUUUUAUGUCGGCAACGCUGACAAGCCAUGGGCACCAUUCGACAACGAAGAUGAGUAUGGACAGCCUCUGACCUACGACGAAGCCCAAGCUGUCGAGAAUCUCCUUGGCAACGUCUCAGCACACGAUGCUGAAGAUGCGCCUGAGCGGCGCGAGCAGACGCCUGCCAAUAUGUGCUCUCAACUAAAGGAGUACCAGAAGAUUGGCCUUACCUGGCUCAUUAAGAUGGAGACGGGCACCAACAAAGGCGGUAUCCUGGCAGACGGCAUGGGUCUGGGGAAGACGGUGCAAGCCAUCUCACUCAUCUGCGCCCGACCCUCAGACGACCCACGCCGUAAGACUACACUCAUCGUCGCCCCUGUCGCUCUCAUGAGGCAGUGGGAGAAGGAGAUCGAACGCCAUAUUCACACGCGACAUCGCCUGAAGGUCUAUAUCUACCAUGGCAGUGGUAAGAACGCAGACUUUGCGAAGCUUCGCCAGUAUGACGUGGUUCUUACAACCUUUGGUAUCCUCACAUCCGAGUAUAAGCAGAAAGAGUCUCGCAAGGAAUCGAUGCGGCAUUUGGAAGAACAGCGGACUGGCAAUCAACGCAAGGCCAAGGAGAAACUUGCACUGCUGGGCGGGGAGUGCAUGUGGUACCGCGUCAUCCUCGACGAAGCACAAUGCAUCAAGAAUAGGCAGACAGUCGGCUCAAAGGCUGCUCACGAUCUCAUGGCUGUGCACCGUCUUGUCAUGACAGGAACGCCCAUGAUGAACACGAUCGACGAGCUCUACCCGCUGAUCCGCUUCCUUGGUAUUCCGCCAUACCACGACUGGUCGAGAUUCAACCAGGAUUUUGGAAAGCCUCUACGAGCCAAUCAUGCCGAGACCAGGAAGUCUGCUAUGCAGCGCGUGCAGGUCUUACUGAAGUCGUUGAUGCUUCGACGUCAAAAGGACUCACUUGUUGACGGCCAGAUCGUGUGUAACCUGCCGCCCAAGCAUCUUUCUAAAGAAGCUGUGGAGUUCUCCGACGACGAAAUGAUAGUGUACAAGGCCCUUGAGAGCAAGGCCCAGAUCACACUCAACAAGUACAUCGAGAAGGACACGAUAUCUGCCAACUAUGCGAACAUCCUCGUGCUUCUCUUGCGCCUCCGCCAAGCUUGCUGUCACCCACACCUAAUUAAAGAUCUCAGUCAACCAGCUACCGAGAACAUUGCAGAGGACGACUUGUUGAGCCGGGCCCAAGACCUGCACCCAGAUGUUGUAUACCGUCUGAGGAACGCGGAGGACUUCGAGUGCCCUGUUUGCUUCGACGCGGACCUCAACCCGACCAUCAUCAUGCCAUGCGGUCACACGGUUUGCGGAGAGUGUGUCCAGAAGCUCGUUGACCCAACUCGCGGCAUCAGGGAUGGCCGCGAGAACGCCGGUACAGCGAAAUGCCCUCAUUGUCGUGGAGAGCUAAAGGCGGCCAUGAUCACCGAUUUCAAGCAUUUCUGCAAGGUGCACGCGCCCGAGAAGCUUUCCGAGGCUGACCGAGCUGCCUCGGAGGAGCUUUUCGACGACGAUUCCGACUCUGGAGACGAGGAUGAAGAGGAUGAAGAUGAAGAAGUGGAUGAUGACGUUGAUGCAAAUGGUAACCUGGCAGACUUCGUUGUCGAUAACGAAGAGGGGUCUGAUGAUGAAGCCGAGGGCCCUGCCAGUAAUGACGGAGCUCCUCAGCCUCGCCCCUCUGCGAAGUCUAAGAGUAAGAAGAGGCGCGCCAAGGGAAAGGGCAAAGCCAAAGCUAAUCCCAAGGUCACGCUUGCGCAGCUCAAGAAGGAGUCUCUUCGUAGCAAGGCCGCCAAGCAGAAGUAUCUGCGUCGCCUGCGCAAGACGUGGAUCACGUCUGCCAAGAUCGAGAAGACCAUGGAGCUUGUCAGCGACAUCGCCGCGAGGGAUCCUACCGAGAAGAUUCUCAUCUUCAGCCAAUUCACUUCACUCCUCGACUUGGUCGAAGUGCCGAUGUAUGAGCGAAAGCUCAGGUACCAACGUUACGAUGGGUCCAUGUCGAUGAGCGACCGAGCCGAUGCUGUUGAGAAGUUCAUGGACAGUCCUGACCAGAGAAUCAUGCUCUUGUCGCUCAAGGCAGGUAACGCUGGUCUCAACCUAGCCAAGGCCUCGCAGGUGAUCCUUCUGGAUCCUUUCUGGAACCCGUACGUCGAAGAGCAGGCUAUCGAUCGUGCGCACCGCAUGCCUCAGGACCGAGAGGUGACCGUCCACCGCGUCCUCGUCCCCGAGACUGUGGAGGAUCGCAUCUGUGAGAUUCAAGACCGCAAGCGCGAGAUGAUUGAUACAGCUCUGGACGAGCGGAGCAGCAAGAGCCUUACUCGCCUCAACGUGCGCGAACUCAGGUAUCUUUUCGGCAUGGGGCGCUGA
Molecule: messenger RNA, 2982 nt
Organism: Didymella exigua CBS 183.55
Lineage: Eukaryota; Fungi; Ascomycota; Dothideomycetes; Pleosporales; Didymellaceae
Exons: 5
Coding region: 1-2982 (993 amino acids)
Cellular component (GO): cytoplasm
Molecular function (GO): ATP-dependent chromatin remodeler activity; ATP binding
Source: RefSeq, a predicted model, not a curated record